UGUUGGUCUUGCACCGGGAAACCGGAGCCGAGGCGGGGGCGGGUCGAGGUCGCGGGAACCACCUUGUCCCCGCCCCGCUUUAAUUUGGCCUCUUCCGUUCUUCUCGGCAAAAUGGUUCCCGACAACUUGAACUUGACGUCUGAUAACCCCACGCGCCAUCAUGUCCACAGAGCUAGUGCAGGACGAAGACUACCUGUCAGAAGAGGACUCCGAUUUCGCACCGGGAGAUGCACCCGGCGAGGAGUCAGCUAGCUCAGAUGACGACGAGGCAGCCGUCGCCGAGGACCAUGCUCCAGGGAAGCGCAAGAGACGGGAUGUUGGCGAUGACGGUGCCGAGGUUACUGGCUUUGAGAACUCCGGGGACGAGGCGAUUAUUGAAAAAGGGGAAAAGCGGCAGAAAAAGUUGAAAAGGAAAGAUGGCAGGGCGGAUAAUACAGAUGAAGAGGAGGGGGGCGAAGGAGGACUAGUGAAGACGCGACGAAUGCGCGCUGCCGAGAAAGCCGAAAAACGAACGGGAGCAGCCAGCGGUCCGGUGACGAUUGACGUGGAUGCGCUGUGGGCGCAAAUGACCAGCGAGCCCGUCGUCCGAAAAGCGCAAAACAAACCAUUCACAACGUCGCAGCCAAAACAGGACGCUCUCAGGCCUUCCACGCAACCAGCCCAACCAAACCCCGACAGGCCACUCGAUGAGUCCAACCUGAUCCGCAUAAAACGAACCUACAACUUCGCCGGCAAGGUGCACACCGAGGAGAAGCUCGUGGCGCGCGAUUCGGCUGAGGCGAAGCUCUACCUCGCCGAGAACCCCACCAACCCCGACGGCGACGACCCCUCCUCCUCCUCCUCUCCCACACAGAAACGCCUGCCCAGAAAAGCCUUCCGGUCCGUCUUCGAGCCGGUCGCCGCCGCCGACGGCCUGUCCGCGCGCACCGAUCUCAACCUGUGUCUGUCAGAGCGGCUGCGAGCGCGCGAGCUGGCCGCCAACCAGGCCGAGGCCAAGAAGCUGAACACGGUGGAAAAGAGCAGGAUGGACUGGGCCGGGUUUGUCGACCGGGAAGGCAUCAAGGACGAGCUGGAGCUGGCGGGCAAGUCGAAGCACUCGUUCGCGGCGCGGCAGGAGUUCUUGGCGAGGAGCGAGGCCGUCAGGGAGGAGGAGGCGAGGCGGUUGCGCAUGGCAGAACGGGUUUGACUUGGUUGGGCUACUGUGUUUGUAUGGAUGGAUGAAAGUAUGUGCGGCGUACUCUACAUAUUAAUAGGGCAUAAGAGGGGGGUGUAGGGUAGGGAAACAGCGGCGUUGGGGAAUAACGUAAUACCCGGAGUCAAGGUUGUCUAAUAUUACACGAUUACCGUAGGUUCAAGCGUCCGAUCUAUGACACAGCCAUACAGCUUGCGGCCGGCAGGCACAGCAC
Chaetomium strumarium is the source of this 1406-nucleotide messenger RNA. Its product is annotated as bucentaur or craniofacial development-domain-containing protein. The record is from RefSeq and is a predicted model, not a curated record. The transcript is spliced from 2 exons. Bases 161 to 1186 code for a protein of 341 amino acids. Gene Ontology annotation, cellular component: Swr1 complex. NCBI's taxonomy places the organism in Eukaryota, Fungi, Ascomycota, Sordariomycetes, Sordariales, Chaetomiaceae.